Messenger RNA from Macrobrachium nipponense, 10612 nucleotides. RefSeq lists its product as uncharacterized. The transcript has 13 exons. Gene Ontology annotation, cellular component: cytoplasm; membrane. Gene Ontology annotation, molecular function: GTPase activator activity. Lineage: Eukaryota; Metazoa; Arthropoda; Malacostraca; Decapoda; Palaemonidae. The record is from RefSeq and is a predicted model, not a curated record. The coding region runs from base 51 to 3086 and encodes 1011 amino acids.
UCUUUUAAGAGAGUAGUAAGAUCUCGCAAGGAGUAGUAGUCCCACCAAACAUGGCUUCUUCAAGUAGAAGGAAGCUGGACGAGAAAAAUCUAAAGAUAUUACGUGAGUUGGGUGCUCUCACUCAUAAUAGGACAUGUUUCGAUUGUCACCAGAGAGGCACGACCUACAUCAACAUGACCGUCGGGUCCUUCGUCUGUACGUCCUGCUCAGGCAUCCUACGAGGCCUGAAUCCCCCACACCGUGUCAAAUCAAUAUCGAUGGCCAGUUUUACACCUGAAGAAAUUGAACAAAUUAAAUCUAAGGGCAAUCAGUAUUGCCAAGCUGUAUGGUUAGGGCUGUACGAUUCCAAGGCCAACCCAUUUCCCGAUACCAAAGACGAGCAUAAGAUCAGAGAUUUUAUGAUCUCUAAAUAUGAAAAGAAAAGGUUUUAUAUAGAUCCUAUAGUAGCUCUGAAGAACAUGCCCCCACAGACUUCGAGUACGAAUUCUUCUAAUGCGUCAACCCCCAGUGGUGAAACAAGUAAAACAACUCCCACAAUUACUUCGUCUGUUUCUAGGCCAAACGUUUCAGCAUCACAGUGUGCACGUGAUCGGUGGAAGGAAAGAAAGCCUGUCUUGCCUCCUUUGAAAAUUGUCUCACCUGACACUGCAAUGUCCACUAUAAGAAACAAAUCUACCGGAUCUGUUGGUGGUCCACCAACAAGUACCAGUAGUGGUUCGAAAAACUCUACGCCAAAGUCAUCGGCAUCGUUAGAUUUGCUAGCUGAUCUUGGGAACCAGUCUGCUUCCUCAGUCAAUUCAAAUGAUCCAUUUGCCUCGCCAACCAAUACCCAAGCUCCCAGCUCGAUUUCCCAACCAUCCUUUGCAAACUUUGAAAAUGCAAAUAUUUUUACAAAUACUGCCAAAAAUCAGCCUCCUCAAAUACAAACGUCCUCCUCUCAGACAUCCCUGAAUCAGCCUUCUCCUCCUCCCCCUCCUAUCAUCCCUCCACCUAGCUCCCGCCCUUCAACGCAGUCUCCCUCACCGCGCCGAAGUCCGUCUUGUUUCAGUAACUGGGAAGCCUUUGAUGGGGAAGAGGCCACUGCAGCCACUCCCCUUAUUCCCUCAGCUGAAGCACAGUCUGGUUUGGAUGUCACUGGAAGACCCAUUAAUAGUAAAGGGAAAAGCAAUCCCAAUGUAAUAUUUGCAGCUGGAGUGAGUGCCCAGUUUGUUUGCCCAACUAACCCUAAUUUUGCAGCAUGCGCUCGAGAAGAUGGUAAAUUACUUAGUAAUUCAACAGCUUCGUUUUACUCUUCUUCAGCACCUGGCCGUGUAAGUAUAAUGCGUGUGUCACAGAGGGAAUCAAAUUUAUGUGUGGAAGAAAAAAGCUCAUCAGUUAUGUCUAAUUCAGAUAAGGAUAAGACUGCCAAGAUCACUAAGACCAAAGCAAGUCAUCCUUUAGGUGGUAGUCCUAGUAGUGAACAAAAGCUCCCACAGAACUCUGAAGCUGAUGACAUAUUUGCAUUCAUUGACACUAAGGAAGUUUCAUCUGAUGAUCUAUCCUCUAUCCCAGAGUGUAAGGAAGUUAGUGAGAAUAUUUCUGUUACAAUUGUCAGACCAAAACAAACAAGCUCAAAGAGGUUUGCAACAUUCCUCAUGUCAUCUCCAAGACAAAUUAGUAGAUCAUAUCAAAGUCUUGGCAGUGGGAAGUGUCACUUCGCACAUGAUGCCAAAACUAGUCAGUCAAUUGAGAAUAUGAGUGUGGAAAUAGGUCAGAUAGCAUUAGAGUUGGAAAGUGGGAGAGUUAGAUCUGAUCCCAGGCCUAUUGAAGGCAGUGCCAAGGCCACUGAUGAGGUAGGUAACUCUCUUACAAGUGUCAGUAGUGUUGAAUCAAAAACUAAUAAUCCAUUUUUAAAUGCUGAUUUAUCUGUGUCUGCAGCUGCUGAUGGCAAUUCUGUUUUUGAUAAUGUGCCCCUUUUCAAUAAGAGAAGGUUAGAUUCUUCCAAACCCGUAUCUGUCGUCGGCAGAAUGAAGGAGAGCAGUAUUUAUAGUAGCAGUUGUCCCUCUAGCACGUUUCCUGUCCAUGCAUCACCGUACACUAACCCAUUUGUACCUGUUUCUCAGCCUGGCACUAAUACUUUUCCAGGGACACCCGAAGCAAGAGGCAGUGGCACUUGGAGCAGGGCCAGUGGAGAUUGCCACAGGUUUAAUAGUUUUGAUGACAACAAUAGUAGUGCUGCUGAUGUGUUUGCGCAUGAUUUUGAACAGAAUUUGCCACUUGACCCAUUUCAUGACACUGACAAUAGCAUGACAGCUGCUAAUUACAUUAUUGCAGGCUCCACCUCCAGCAACAAAUCAACCCCCUCGGGCCCCCCUCCAACCUUUUCCAAUAGUCCUUUGACUCCUAUGGCUCCAGGCUCAUCCUCCCAUCCCACUUCCUCUGCCAACCACACCAAUCAAGCCUCCAACCAGCCUUUGCAAGAUCGGUACGCAGCGCUCAAGGACCUUGACGAAGAAUUUAAAACCCAGAAGGAAACAGAAACUGUGACCUCAAAUGGUGGUGGUAGCUGGACGAUACCAAAUGGAAGUCAUCACGGUUCAACCGGCGUUUUCAAUGGAAGUGUAUUUGGUUCUCCUGGUGCUUCCAGUAAUGUUUACUCUUCAGGACUAGUCAACGGUGGUAGUUCUGGCAAUGUUGGUGGUGGUGUGUUUGGUACUCCUCCAACUAAUGGUAGCAGUACGUGGGCUAAUUUCUCUGGUGCUAAUCCUUUCUCAGGUUCCAGUAAUGGAACAGGCAGUCCUUGGGCUAAUGGUAGUAACGCAUUUGGAAGUACAAACCAUACCCAACAGGGAUUUGGAUCUGUUGUCCAGCCUAAUCCCUUUGGAACAACUUUAUAUAGGAUGUGGGCACCUGAUCCAAACUUCAAUCAGUUUGGCAGUAACGCCCCCAUUAAUGGAACUUCUCCAAACAAUGGUGCUUGGGCCAACUUCAAUCAACAACCACAAACGAAGAUUCAGUGGAUGACAAGCAAUGGGUCUGCAAAUCCUUUUAUGGCUGCUACUCCACAGAUGCCUUCCAGUGGGUCAUCAUACAAUCCCUUCCUGUGAGAGGAAUUGAAAUAUUAUUAGAAAGGUAAAUAAGAUAAGCUUCCUAAACCAACACAGGGAUGCCAUCAGUGACAAGUGACCAAGUGCUAAUAUAUAAAGUUAAAGCGUUUUAUUUAGAAUAUUUUUUUUCACGUCAUCUACUUAAGAUAGUUGUUAUUGUGUUUAUGCAAGGAGUAAUGGGGUUGUUUGCUCUUGAAUUUCAGUUGAAAUGAAAUUAAUGUUUUUGUAGAUUAUAUAUAGAUAGUCAGGUAUACUGUGUGGGUUUAUAUUUGAAAAGGGAAGUAAAGUUCUUGCUUUCUUUUUUAAUAUUGUAGUCUUUUGUGAUAGGGAAUGCUAAUCAUUGUCAUGAUUGACUGUGUAUAUGAUUAAUCUGGCAUCAUAAUGAAUUUAUCAAAAAAGGCAAUGUGAAAAUUUUUAGUAAUAAUGAAGGAUGGUAGAGUACAUGAAGCCACUUGAACAAAUGAUUUUUACACUGAAAGACUUGAGAGAAUUCACGAAACAAAUGAGAAAUCACAGGCCGUUUCAGAUUGCCAAACUUGCAGCAGAGCAAAGAAACCUCAGUACUUUCAGCUGUCGACAUGUAAUGCAUCUACAGCUGAAAAAGUGAACAAUGUUGAAGUCUGGUAUCCAUGAUAGCUGAAUAUCAAACUGAUUCAGUCAGUCAUUGUGGUAGUUUGUAUUAUAAUCUAGAACCUGAUUAAUAUUUAUGUUAAAUACAGCCCCAGAUUUCCAAUAAAACAUAGAACGUAUAUGCACUUGCUAGACCUCAAUUCAGCUUGAAUUAUAAGACUGUUGAGCAUUAUACUUUUGAUACAAUAGCUGCCUGUAUACUUGGAUUUUGUCCUUUUUCUCCCCCACCCCUACGAGAGUAUAAUUUAGUGGCUCAAAAAAUGUAUAGAUGAACUGGAGUAUAUAUAAGGGCCAGUGACAGAUGUAAAACUUUUCAGUGGAUAAAUAGAAUCCGCUUGGGUGAAAAAAUGUUCAAGGACAAGUUUUUUUCUUGAGAAUUUCAUACGGUCCUGUGGAGUAGUAGUUGUGUAAAGUUCCUGUAAUAUUUUAAAAGCAUUUGGUACUGAGUAAUAAUUUUUUUUUAAUAUAUACUGCCUCCAUUGAAUCAGAUAAAUUAAAAAAGUCUAGUGUUCGCAUGGAAUAUUUUGUUAGAAAUUUUACACUGAAAUUUGCCUUUCCUGAUACUUUGCCUCAAGAGGAUGUUAAUCAUCCACUGAUUUGCUCAUCUCCAUGGCUUUUUGUCUUGAUUUGAGUGACAUGUAUGCUUUUUGAGUCAAAGAGCACAAAAUUACCCAUUCACUAAGCGCUCUGAAUAUUUUGUAUGAAAAUUUGAAUGCAUUUAGCUAACUUAAAUGCAUUCUUGAUUAUAAAGCUUCAGUUGCAGAAUGGAGUAUAGAACAUGAUAAAAGUUCAGCUGUAUAGCAUUUCUGAUUAAAUAAUACGUAUAGUCAUAUGUUUUGCCUUCACUUCAGCAUUCAGACCAUCUUUCAUUGUGAAUAAUAUCAUGUGUCUUCAUACAUAUUAUGCUUAGAAUUGAUUUUGAAAAUUAAGUACUGAGUAAAAGUUCAUUGCCAUUUCAAUAGAGGUUUUAUUUUUUUAAAUUUUGAGCUCAUUUUUGUGUUUAUGAAUAGAGAAUGUUGGCAUUUCUACAGCUGUAUAGUACUUUUUGUUUUAAAUAGUUGAACUGCAGAUUGAUUAACUUCAUAUAUACCAUAGUAUUUAUUUAAUGGGGAGGAAUUCUGCAUUGGUAUACAGUAUAUUAUAAUUAUAAGUUGGGCACAUAGAAACAAACGAAGAGAUGUGCUUAGUAUGAAUCGGAGUACGAUUUGAACAAUUUUCAGGAGUACUGUAUGUACUGUAGAAUUAAAUAGUGGGGCCUUUUUUUAAAUAGGUAGUAGAAAGCUAAAGCUAUUUCAAGAACAUUAGAAAUAUUUUUGGGUUAUUAAGAGGAUGUAUAUGUUAUUGCUAAUCAUAAUCAGCUUCUGCCUGAGUGUAUAUAUUGGCAGUCCCAGUACAAGUUGAUAGGUACAUGCACUUCAGUAGGACUGUAGCCUCAUUAGUUUGGUUCAUCAUGUCAUAUUUAUUUUCAUUCAGUGGUACUCUUUCUGCGGAAAUCAAACUUUCUACAUAGAGAUUUGCGCUGUAUUUUAGUUGUACGUAUGUUUUUCGCCUUUUACAUUUUGCUUGCAGUCACAGAUUACAUGCUAAGUUGUUUGGAAUUGGGAUUCUUCCUCCUCAGAGUAUUGUGUGUUCAUUCAAGUCAGUCUGAUGGAGUUCCCACUCUCCAGUUCUGUGUCUGUGGGAUACACAGGUCACCCAUGCCAGACGAUUCUCAGAUUUUCCUAGAGUCACGGGUAAAGGUGAGGGUGGCCAGAUUGUAUUGUCAGAGUUCCCUUUGGGCCUGAGGAUCUUAUGGUUAAAUCUUGUUCAAAAGUUUUAUAUAGUGAUGCUCACUGAAAUGUCAUUGAAAUUUACUUUUUUCUUUAUUAAUUCAGUAGCCAUUUUAUAUUUGUCAGUGGAACAUUUAUUCUUUUCAAAAACAACCUAUCACAACUUUAGAUUCAUAUAAAAGAUUUAGAUUCAGCAUUGGCACAGUACGGGUCCUGAAUGUUGAGGCAAGUGUUGUGUACAGUACUUUUCCACUGUAUUUUAUUCUUCAUUUUUAAACUCAGGCCUUUACCAUAUUCAUUUGGAAAAAUGAUGGAGACUCCGCAGGAUCUAGAAACACUAACGUGGAUUUCAGACCGAGAGUUUUUAUCAUUUGCUUGGUUUUGGCUGCAAUCUUGUUGAGAUAUCCAAUAAUUGUAACUGGCUUUAGGAAGGCUCAUGGCAAGUGUGAUCAUAGAUAUGAAGCAUAAAAAAUCAGUACAGUAGUUUGCGUGCCCUUAUAAUGUUUGAUAACUGAAUUUUAACUUUAAUGUCACUCAUAUUGGAAAUUAUGGAACUUAAGCUGGGAAUGAGUUGUCUUGCAAGUAUCUGAUAUCUUUACUAGUGAUGAAUGAACUCAAGAAACAUCAUAGAUUUAUUUUAUUCAAAAUUGGCUGUGUUCUCUCUUUAGAUGAACUCAGUGCCAUGUGAUAUUUAUGCUAGCCAGGAGAGCCCUUUUAAUGUAUAACAAACAUAUUUCUACUUCAAAAUCAUCGGAAAUUGUCCUUCACUAGAAUGUGUAUAAGAGUGAAAUGUAUGGAAAUCCCGUAUAAUAUUCAAGAUAAUGGGCCAGAUGUUGAAUCAGCGUGUGCUGUGCUGUGAUUGAUUUAGAACCAGUGCUUGUAUGCUCAUUCAAAACCUUGGCACAUAUGAUGCAAUAGUAAAUAUGUCAUAGUAGAAAUAAACAUUCAUUCAUAAGGGUGUUUUUCUUUUUGUUGUUUGGGGAAUUAUUCCAAGUCAUCAAAUUUUGGCUUAUAACUAAUAGGAAGGUGUGAUAAUUUUAUUAUAGUUUUGUUUCUAUUGCAUCCCAUUUGCCAAAGUUUUUGUAAACAAAUUAUCUUUUAUAUCAAGAUAGUACUAUACUCCACAAGACUUCCCUUAUACAGUGUAACAUUUAGCAGUGCGUAGCAAAGCAGUUCCAGUGAAUAUUUUACUUAGCUUUGAAAUAUUUCUUCAGAAUAACUUACAACAGUAUUUUUUUAUAUUGCCAUACUUGUAAGUACAUUGGGAAAGAUAUUUAGCUCUUAUGUGAACACGUCAUACAUCCGUAGUGCACGAUCUUUCUCAUACUAUAAUGGAAAAGGCCUGGGUAAAGUAAACGGUUGUGGUCUGAAGAGUGUUUGGAGUUGGUGUAGUUUAUUCUUCUUAACAGUUUUUUUUUCUUUGGCUUUCAAUUUUGCAUUUGCAGGAAACCUUUUAGGUGAUCAUAGUGUCCUUUCCUUAUAAGGGUAUUACAGAAAACUUCAUGCUAUUUUAUGUCUUGCCUUUUUACUCUCCUUGUGAUAUCAUCUUUGUUCUAAGGUUUGGAACAAGACUACUCUUUUUAUGUGACUAAUUUUACGCUUGAAUAGAGUUGCUGCUGUGUUUGUUGGAGCUCUUGAGUUUUUGAGAUCAAAUUUUAUAUGCAUAUUGUGUUCAUAACUCAGUAGGUUCAAGUGGCAGUCAUUACAGAAAUUAUGUACUGUUUCUGUUGCUAUAUCUUCUUGUUGGUUUUCAUAAUUUCAGGUGUUGUUGCCUAUAGCUUUUGUAAACUGGACUUGACCUGACUUAAUGUGUAUUGGAGUACACUGGAGUUCAGUUUUUCAACUGAGAGUGCAGCAGUUUUGCCUAAUGAUCGUUAUUUCUGGAAAUUGUAUUUCUGCUUUAUUUUCAUACGGUCUUCAUUAACUCUGAAUUUUAGUGAAUUUUUAAGAUCUGUUGGGUUUGUCUAUUUUAUAUUUAUGAAAAAAUGGUAUUAGCUUUAAAGUCCAAACUUCUUGCUAGUUGUGUUUUUGAGUUGCCUUUUAAGUCAAAUCAUUGUACCUAUGAUAGUGAAAAUGGACGAGACUAAUCGUUUUGUAGAUUGGAAAUGUUUUGCCAAGUGUUUAGUUUUUUUAGCUGGAUUCUUGAUGUUUGUUAUUGCUGUCUUCUAUAGAUUUAUCUUGAAGCAGAACCAGUCUUCUGUUUUAUUUUUCCGUCCCUGGUGAAAUAAGAGCAACAAGUGUAGAGAAGUUUUGGAUUAGAUUUCUUAGAUAUCAAAGAAGGAAGGUCAUACAAAAGAGAGAAACUCCAAAACUUUUUACACUUCUUUCUUGUACAAUGUCUUCACUGUGUCUACUUUAUAAUACUGAUAUUUUGAAUAGAGGAGAACUGUGUAAGGAUGUUCGUUAACUUCUUGUACUAUUGAUCUCCUAUCAUAUAUAUUUUUAUUUAUGAAUAGAUUUAGGAGCUGGACAGUUAAAAAGACUUCUACUAUAGUUACUAGAUCUGCUGUAGGAACGAUAUUAAGGAUCGUCAGAGGGUCAUGUGAUUUUCUUCUGGGAUUUGCCAGAGUUAUUUUUAAAAAGAUUGCUUAUUUUGAUCACUAUUUAAAACACAAGCCAUAUUGUAGUUUUUCCUUAGGGUGAAACCAGUUUGUAGUUUGAAUUCGCUUAGCUCGUGCACCCUGCCUACUCUCUUACGCUCAAAUACUCCCAGCUAAUAAGAAAUGUUGAGAAACCUUGACUUGUAGAUGUUAUAGUAUACAACUAUGCUCGGAUCAUUUUCUUUAUUGAGAUUACAGAUUAUUUGCCCAAUUUGAGUGAUCCAAAGCUCAUAGACAAUAGUUUCAUUUUACAUAGACCUACUUUAUCAUUAAUGAGCUCAUUCAUAGAGGAAUUCGUGGCCAUCAACAUGAAAUUUAUUAUGUACAGAAUUCAUUUGAGAGUUAAAAUAUUAUUGCUGUUACCUGAUGUUUAGUAUAGUUGAAGAAUUUAUUGAUAAACAUGUUACUUGUGAAAUUAUUGCAUACUGAAUUCAAGUAACCAGGUAAUACUGUAUGUGUAUGAGUCCCAACUUUGGUGUUGGUAACAUAUUUUGCUGAAGAAAUGUAAAAUGAAAUUCCGGUGAGGAAUACCAUCAUUUUUGGGGUGCUAAAAAACAUUCAUCCACAUAAGAGUGAUUUACUGUUUGAAAGAGUUAUUAUUUUGUGAAGAAGCAAAUGUUGAAUUGCACUUAAGCUUAGCACGGUAUAUAAGUAACCUAAUCAGUUCUUUGAAACGGUAGUAAAUAGUAGUGAUUGAAACCAUUUCAUUGAAAAUGAAAAGUGUAAAAAGUUGCCAAAAAAUGCGUUAGGAAAAGUACUAGUUAUUGUUUUCCAUUUUAUUCAGCACUUCUGUAAUAUUAGCAUGGUAAAUAAACUUUAUAGACCUUUGAUUCUGUAUUUCCCUGUUCCAGUUAUGCGGGAAGGAUUGAGUGAGUUACAACUUUCUUUGGUGGAAAGAGAAUGUGGUUUUUGUAUUUCUGCAAUAGCGGUCAGUUUGUUCAAUAAAUGUGUAACAGAUGAGAAGACAAGAGAAAAAAGAAUUUUCAGAUUAACAUCAUGACAGGAAUGUCAGUGAGAGGGUUCUUUUUUUACAGUAUUUCUGUGAACACUCCCUCUGUCUUCUUUUCAGUUCUUAUGUUUUUUUAUCUAUUAUAUUGUUUGUAUUUUGUUUUUAUUAUUUUUCUUGAGGGAAGGUAGUCGGCUCCACAAAGGGUGCAGUGACCUUAAUCUUUGAAGACUUAAUAAGCACAAGUUUUGUCCAUAACCACAGAGUGCUUAUUUUCCCUGUUUCAGUUAAACAUCAUGUUACACACUUUGGGAGGGUAAUGCUCAUGUCAGUUAGUGUUUGUGGAUAUGUAAGUAAUGAAAGUUACUUGAAUGAAUGUUCUGUUCCUAUCAUUAUUGAAUUUAUGCAAACCGAAUCUGAAGCAAAGUCAGGAGACAUUUUUUGUAGAGUAUAAAUCAGUUAAUAUCAUAGGUACUAUAUUCUCUUCUGUGGAAGAAAUACUAAUAGUAGCUUUUAGGUAUACUUCCAUUUGUAGGAAAUUCUAAUAAUUUUUUUAAACUACUAUAUUCAGUAUAUGGAAGGUAAAUUUUCAAUACAUUUCCUUUAAAUUCAAGAAGUUCUUAAGAUUUUUGAGUGAAUGAAUUUCAACAACUUUAGUGGUACCUUUAUAUGAAGUACACGUAAAAAAGUGUAAUAUCUUAUUUGUAAUUUUUGUUCUUACCAUAGAUUUUGCAUUGUACCUUAUUGUACACUAACUUGACUAUGUUGUAUAAUUCCAGUGCCCAUUUUCAAGACCAUUAUGAAGUGUUUUAAUACUUUUAUACAACAAUUAAGGAAAAUGAUUGCCCGGCAAAUCACAUUAACUGCAGUUGUUCAUAGCGGCAGUGUGUGUGAGUAGUGCUUCCAGGUAAUCUUUUUGUUUUGAAAGGAAAAUGUGUAUGUGUAUUGUAUUCUUUCUAUUUCAUCAGAGUGAAAUAUUUAAUACUUUUGUACUUUGAUAUUUAAAAAGUGAGAUGAUAAUACCUGAUGUGUGGUAUUUCGAAUGAAUCAAUAACACAGGUGAAAAUUUUAAAAAAACUGGUAUUUACAAAUGCCAAUGUUUGUGGUAUCUUUCAGCAGAUGUAAUAUAUUGGUUUUAUGAACUUCUCAGUCUCACUAAGAUGUACCGUACACCAUUUUGAGAAAGAGAAUUGAUUCACAUUCAUGCAUUUGAAAAGUCACUCGUUCAUAUUCAUUUUUACUUUCAAAGGAAGUGCCGUUGAUUCUUGUGAAAACAUUAUGAAGUAAAAGAUUGAAAUGGCAACAUAAGAAUUAUCGAAGCCUUUUUCAUUUUUAUCUCCCUUGAUUCGGAACGAACGUUGAGGCUCUCUUUCCCUCUGUUAUCUACUGUUAAUAUUUUACUUUUAGAAGGUACAUAACAUAAGAUAUAUUCGUACGCAGUUAAUUUAAAGGCAUUAUUAUUAUUCAUUCAUUUAAUUUCACCUCAUAAAAUCAUCAUUUGAGUACAGUAUAUUGUAUUGUAUUUUGCUUUCUAUAUUGUGGUGAAGAAGCCAUUGAUAAUAUACGUCCUCUAGAUAAAAA